This is a messenger RNA of Oryctolagus cuniculus (rabbit), 2163 nucleotides long. It is a transcript of the gene GSK3A, whose product is annotated as glycogen synthase kinase 3 alpha. Gene Ontology annotation, cellular component: axon; cytosol; nucleus. NCBI's taxonomy places the organism in Eukaryota, Metazoa, Chordata, Mammalia, Lagomorpha, Leporidae. The record is from RefSeq and is a predicted model, not a curated record. Gene Ontology annotation, biological process: insulin receptor signaling pathway; negative regulation of TOR signaling; cell differentiation. Gene Ontology annotation, molecular function: ATP binding; protein serine/threonine kinase activity.
GAGCGGCGCGGCCUGGAAGAGGCCGGAGCCGGGGGGAGGCGGCGGCGGCAGCGGCGGCGGGGGCAGCCCGGGCAGCCCGAGCCCCGCGGCCUGGGCCUGCGCUCGGCGCCAUGAGCGGCGGCGGGCCUUCCGGAGGCGGCCCUGGGGGCUCGGGCCGGGCGCGGACCAGCUCGUUCGCGGAGCCAGGCGGCGGAGGCGGAGGCGGCGGCGGCGGCCCCGGGGGCUCGGCCUCCGGCCCAGGCGGCACCAGCGGCGGGAAGGCGUCGGUCGGGGCCAUGGGUGGGGGCGUGGGCGCCUCGAGCUCUGGGGGUGGCCCCAGCAGCAGCGGCGGCGGCGGCAGCGGCGGCCCCGGCGCGGGCACUAGCUUCCCGCCGCCGGGAGUGAAGCUGGGCCGUGACAGCGGGAAGGUGACCACAGUGGUGGCCACGCUGGGCCAAGGCCCAGAGCGCUCCCAGGAGGUGGCUUACACAGACAUCAAAGUGAUUGGCAAUGGCUCUUUCGGGGUGGUGUACCAGGCACGGCUGGCGGAGACCAGGGAGCUGGUGGCUAUCAAGAAGGUUCUCCAGGACAAGAGGUUCAAGAACCGAGAGCUGCAGAUUAUGCGUAAGCUGGACCACUGCAAUAUUGUGAGGCUGAGAUACUUCUUCUACUCCAGUGGGGAGAAGAAGGAUGAGCUUUACCUGAACCUGGUGCUGGAAUACGUGCCCGAGACCGUGUACCGGGUGGCCCGCCACUUCACCAAGGCCAAACUGACCAUCCCUAUCAUCUACGUGAAGGUGUACAUGUACCAGCUGUUCCGGAGCCUGGCCUACAUCCACUCCCAGGGUGUGUGUCACCGUGACAUCAAGCCGCAGAACCUGCUGGUGGACCCCGACACCGCUGUCCUCAAGCUUUGCGAUUUUGGCAGCGCAAAGCAGUUGGUCCGCGGGGAGCCCAACGUGUCCUACAUCUGUUCCCGCUACUACCGGGCCCCAGAGCUCAUCUUCGGAGCCACCGAUUACACCUCAUCCAUUGAUGUGUGGUCAGCUGGCUGCGUGCUGGCUGAGCUCCUCCUCGGCCAGCCCAUCUUCCCUGGGGACAGUGGGGUGGACCAGCUCGUGGAGAUUAUCAAGGUGCUGGGAACACCAACCCGGGAACAAAUCCGAGAGAUGAACCCCAACUACACAGAGUUCAAGUUCCCCCAGAUUAAAGCUCAUCCCUGGACAAAGGUGUUCAAAUCUCGAACGCCGCCUGAGGCCAUCGCGCUCUGCUCCAGCCUGCUGGAGUACACGCCGUCCUCACGGCUCUCCCCGCUAGAGGCCUGCGCCCACAGCUUCUUCGAUGAACUGCGAUGUCUCGGAACCCAGCUCCCCAACAACCGCCCGCUCCCCCCUCUCUUCAACUUCAGUCCUGCCGAACUCUCCAUCCAGCCAUCUCUCAAUGCCAUCCUCAUCCCUCCUCACUUGAGGUCCCCGGCGGGCUCCACCCCUCUCUCCCAGUCCUCACAAGCUUUAACCGAGGCUCAGACCGGCUCAGACUGGCAGUCGUCCGAAGCCACACCUACCCUCUCUAACUCGUCCUGAGGGCCCCUCCAGCCACCUUUCCACUUCCAUCUGGGAGCCCCAAGUGGGGCUGGGAAGGGGGCCAUAGCCCAUCGAGCUCCUGCCCUGGCUGGGCCCUGAGACUAGAGGGCAGAGGUAAAUGAGUCCCUGUUGCCACCUCCAGUCCCUCCCUCGGCAGCCUCGACCCUGGGGUGGCUUUUUAAGAGGAUUUUAACUGGUCGUGGGGAGGGAAGAGAAGGAAGGACAGGGGUGUGGGGGUAUGAGGACCUCUGCCCCCUUGGCCCCCUCCCCAGGCCUCCACCUCCUCCAGCCCCUGCCCCUCCUGUGUCCCUUGUAAAUAGAACCAGCCCAGCCCGUCUCCUCUCCCCUUCCCUGGCCCCCGGGUGUAAAUAGAUUGUUAUAAUUUUUUUCUUAAAGAAAACGUCGAUUCGCACCAUCCAACUUGGCCCCUCCCCUCCUACAGCCGUAUGUCCCCUCCUGUCCUCUGCCCCAGCGUCUGCUCCCUCCUCUCCACACCCUGGAGGGCCAGGGGAGCGGGGAGGGCUCCUGAUGUCUUAGUUUCCACAGUAAGGUUUGCCUGUGUACAGACCUCCGUUCAAUAAAUUAUUGGCAUGAAAACCUG